AUGAGAGAAAAAUAGUUCUUUAUCAAAUAUAGAUAUGCGAGACAUGAAGAAGAAGUUAGCAUUAGAUUAGAUGAUGAAAAUUAUUAGUGGCAUUUAAUAGAUUUAAGCGAUCACAUAAACGAAGGUGAAAUAACUAUUCUUACUUUCGAUAUGCUUGUAGAGUUACUUAAAAAUGAUAAUGCAAAGUUCUAAGAAAACAACAUAAAGUUAAAAAAUGACAUAUAUUGGAUCACUAUUGGCGAAAACAAUUUUGGAAUAGAUUUCACAAUAGAUGAGGAAGAGUAAAUAGAAACAGAAAUUAUUCUUCUUUUGGAGUAGUAAAAAGGAGAUCUGCAAGUAUUUUAAGAAAAUGAAGUUAUUUAAAAUUUAUUUAAGAGCAUGGAGUAAAUAAAUAUAAAAGUAGAUAAAAUUUAAUAGAGACAGAACGAUAUGUUAAGAUUUUUUUAAUAUGAUAAUGAGAUUUAUCUGAAAGAUAUAAUGGAAGAAACAUUAAAUAAUUAGAUAGAAAGGCAAAGAGAUUUAGUUAAUAAUUUAGUUUAAACUACUUUAAGUACAUUAAAUGACUAUUACAAUGCUCUUGCAGUAUAAAUAUAAUAGGUAGAAAAUAAAUAAAAUUAACCUAUGCAUUUUACGGGAAUGAUACCAAGAAGUUAAAGUUUUAGUGCAUCUUAGUAGUUUAUGGAGUAGAGUUUUUAGUUUAAGCCUCAACAUAACCAUUUAGCUAAUUCAUAAUAAAAUUUUAAUAUAAAUAUGCAGAGUAGUGAGCCAAGACAUUAGUUUAAUAGCUCGCUCAUUUAGCAAAGUAUUGAUUUUGACUUUAAAAAGCAAGAAACAAAGGAAAGUUUAUUCAGCAAUGAAAUGAAUAAAUAGCAAUCCUAACAUAUGAAAGAAUUUGAGACAGAAUAAACAUCCUAAAAUUAAAAAUAGGUAAUAAAUAUGUUUGGAAAUUUGAUAAAAGAUGAUGAAACUCGUAAUAAAGCUAAUUCUAAUCUAUCUGACUAGAAUUUAACUUCUAUAGUUCACAUAGAUUCAAAGAAGAUGCAAACAUCAAGCAUAUUUAACAAUAAUGGAUUAUAGAGCAAAAGUGAUAGCUAGAAAAAUCAAGAGAACUCCCUGAUGAUUAACAACGUGCAAGGCUCUUUAACUGACAUUGAUAACAAAGAAAAACCAAUAUUUUAAAUUAAAAUUCCAAGCAAUCCUAAAGAUAGCAAAGAAAACGAAGAAUUAGGAUCUUCUACAGUAAAAGCUCCAAUAUUAUUUUCUAAUAUACCUCAAGAUGAUGCUCCUGAGAUUGAUUUCUUUAAGAACAUUGUCAAACCUGUUCCCAAUAAGGUUAUUACGAUUUCUUAGCCUAAUUCAUCUGAAGCUUAAGCAAAGGCAAAUGAUAUAGACCAGCUUUAAAAUAAAAAAAAAAUAUCAUCAGGCAGUAAUUUAAGUUCGAACAUUCCAAAUAAAGUUCUUGGGCAAAACUCUAUAAAUUCUAAAAAUAGACCAAGCCAUAUAUCACCUGAUCCUUAACAAUUCUAAACAUCUAGCAACAAACCCUCACAUGACGCUUAAGGAGAUAGUUCUUCUUCUAUUAGUUUCAUGAAAAAUAAAAUACCUAAUUCCACUCAUUUAUUACCUAACAAAGAAAAUAAAAGUAUAGAAGGAUAGGUUAGAAAACCAGUAUUAAGAGAUUAUUAAAGAAGAAACAGUAAAUUUAGAAAUUCUUCUGAUAAUAGCAAACUUUUUUAAAGCUAAAAUUCAGGUGGAAAUUCCAAUCCUGGUUUAAAAGGAAAAACCUCUAAUAUGACAGAUAUGACAAUUAUGUACAGUGAACCUAUAGUAAAAUUAUAAAUUUAGGCUACUUAGUAAACAGGGGCUUAACAGUAGUAUUUACCUGCAGGAGAUCCUGUUGAUUAUGAAUAAGAAAUUCAAAAACUAAAUGAAUUUUUAAAAGAAACAAAUAAAUAAAUAAAAUUAGAUAUUGUUGUAGCAAGUUUAGAUAAUUUGGAAAAGGCAUUCAACAGAAACACUUAAAUAUUACAUAUUAUGUGUCAUGGAGAUUAUUCUGAUAAAGAAUAGCAAUAUUACCUUGCCUUUGAAGAUGAGGAAUCAAAGCUCGAUGCUAUUACAAGCAAGAGAUUUUCUGAAUUUUUAAAGUAAAAAAAUUGUAAUGUUAAACUUGUUUUUUUUAAUGCUUGUCACUCUGAGGAAGUAGGAAAAAUUUUUUAUGAAGCUGGAAUUCCAUUUGUAAUUGCAGUUUAAUCUGAUUUGAAAAUUGAAGAUAAAGCAGCUUUAACCUUUUCAAGUAGCUUUUAUAUGAAUAUCUUUUCAGGCCGAUCUGUUUUAGAAUCAUUUGAAAGUGCUAAAAUAUCCUUACAAGCUAAAUAAUAUGAAGGUUGCUUUACUUGUUGCUGUGCGCAUUCUCAUGACUAAAAUUGCUUAUGGUUUGAAGAAGCUAUGAAUAAUGGUUUUGAUAAGGCACAUGAAUAGCACUUACCUUAACCGAAAUGCAAAUGUCCUAAUUCUAAGAAAAUGAUACAUGAAUACACUUGUGAAUGGGCAAACGAUUUUCUUAAAAAAUAUAAAGAUAACUAUGAAGACUAUUAUGAAGAGGUAAUACAGAAUAAUGAACCACUAUUUGUUUGCUGUUGCCACGGAUCAGAAACUCCUCAUGACGAGUCACUUAAAUUUAGAUUAAUUAAAAGAGAAGACUAAGAAGAUUAAAAAAUAAUGUCAGACUUGCCUGAAGGAAAUAUUAUAGAAAAAAGCAAUCUUGAUUUUAAUCAUCCGAUCUUCUAAGACCAAAGCAAAAUAUUUGGAAGGAAUAUGGAAAUCUUUAAAAUCUAUAAAGCUUUUAUGAAUAAUACUAAAAUAAAAUUCAGAUUUGUUGCUCUUCAUGGAGAUUUAGGUACAGGAAAAACUGCUGUUGCAAAAAAAGUAGCAAGGCACCUUAAAGAAAGAGGGCAAGUAGUUGAGAUUAUUUUUGAAGAUUUUGAAAGAAUGAAAACAAAAAUUACAAAAUUUGAAUAAAAAAUGAGACUUGGGUAUCAUACAAAGGAAGUGGCAUAUAGUCACUUAAAGGAUAAAAAGGUUUUGUUUAUUCUUGAUAACUGUGAUGAUUUGAUAAAAAACAAUAGAUUUAAAUUCGAAACAACAAUAAACGAGUUAGCUUAAAAUACUACAGCUAAAUUUUUAAUUAUUUCUCAUGAAAAGUUUGAUUUAAAACUUGGUUAAGGCUAAAUUCCAUAAAUCACUCUUGGAAACCUAAGUGAUUUUUAUGUAAAAUAACUAAUAGAAUUCUAUGCAGGAGAUACCAUUCGUGAGCACUCAAAUAACCCUUAAUUCAAUGAAUAAUUGUCAGAAUUAAUUAAAAUUAUGCCAAAAUCACCUAAAUCCAUAAUGGAAGCCCUUUAAAAUAUAAGUGAAAAUAUGGACAUUUCUCAAAUAUUAACAUCACUGAAAAAUAACUAAAUUAAUGAAAGACAAAAAGACUUUACUGCUUUCAACCUUUUAAUGAAAGAUUUAAGACAGACAAACUAAUAAGCCUACGAUAUGCUUUUGUUAAUUAGUCUAUUUCCUCAUGGUGUAAGUAUAGAAGAUUUAAAAUUUUUAGAAAAAAAGAAAAAAAUACCACAUGAUUGGGUAAAACUGAUGGAAUGUUUGACUCUUUAUACAAAUGAAAUAGCAGCCAAUAGGACAUCAGAAUUAGCUCAGCAUGAAAUACCUGAAAUCAGUGGGUUAAAGAGAAUGCAGAGUAAGAGGCUCACAAUAUUUUAGUAAUUAAAAUAAGAAGAAGACAAUAUGGAAGAAGAUGAUUUCGAUAAUGAUUAACAACACGAAGAAUUUUAUCGAUAUAAGAAAUUUAAAAAUGGAUAAUAUUUCUGGAUGAGUGUUUCUCGUAAGUUCGAUGUAGUUGUAUUUAGGAUUAAAAAAUUUGUUGUCGAAUAGCUCAAGUAAUAAGAAUACAGAUAAGAUUUAUUUCAUAAAGAGAUUCUGAUUUUAGAGUAUCUUUCUAUAUUUUCUAGAAAACUACUUCAUAAUUUAAAAGAAAAAUCUCAUCAUUAAGAAAGAAUAAUUGAGUACUGCUCCUUAAGUCAUUCUGGCUUGUAUGGAGUUCAUUACAUACCUUAGCAUUAACUCCACAAAAUUUCAUAAUGUUAAUCAAUGAAAUCUAAUAAAGUGCAAGAAACUGGUGAAUCAGAUAAUGAAUAUUACGAUACUACACCUGAAAAUCUUCAUAGCAACGCUAGAGGUUUCAGUGAAGAUAAGAAAAUAAGUGUCGUCCAUAGAGAUUCGGUUAAUUUAGAGAAAAAAUUGUCAGAUAAGACUGAGUAGAAAUUAUUUUCAUCAUUAACUCCCAUUGAUGUAUUUAAAUUGCAUGAGGGAAACUUUUACUCGUAUCUAAACGUAGAAGAUCAUAGAUAAAUCAUUGCUCAUAUUAACAGUAAGCAAUGUGAUGAGAAGCAAAAGUAAAAAAUGAAGAAGCAUAUCUAAGAUUUAUGUGUAAAUAUACCUUCAAUUCAUAAACUAUUAGAUGAACUUUCUACUAGUGAAGAGCAGUGCGUAUAAGCUGAGUAAGUCAUAGAAGAAUUACUUAAAAACCAUUAAAACUUUUAGUUCUUAGUAGCAAAAUCAAAACUUUUGUUUCUCAAAAUAUCUUUGUACAUUGAAAAGUUUUCAUCAGACCACAUGAAUAAUUCGAUAGAAGAUGUUAUUCAUAGAGAUGAAAUAGAGAGUUUUUAUGAAGAAGUAGAUAAAAAGUUUACUGAAUUUGAUAAAAAUGAAGUUUUUAUAGAAUUGAUGGAUAUAGAGAAGCAGUUUGUUGUGUUUUACUUGAUAUUUGUAUCUUUUAAAAAAAAUAAAGAAAAUGAGCUUUCUCAUACAUUUGAAUAAAUUCUUAAAAUACCCAAAGAUCCUAGAUUUAAUGGAGUUAAAGGCAAAGUAAAUCUAAUUCUUGAAAGUCUUAUACCUAAGCUUUUGCUGAGAAUAAAAGAACUUAAGAAAAAAGAAGAAUCUAUUGAUGAAGAUAAAAAAGAUAUAAAAAUGGGUCCUGAUUGUUUAAAUAUUUUAGAAAGCAAGCUAAUUUUGUUGAACUCUCUAUUUGAACUUGAAUUCAAUACAUAAUUCUAGCUCAGAUUCUAAGAACUCGAACAAGCUAUCAAAGUUUUCGAAAGUAAUGGUCUUAACAGCUUAAUGAUUCAAGCCACAGUAGUUUACUGCAAGAAAAAGCUCAAUGGCCUCAAAAACUCAAGAGAUACUUAAAAUCUAAUUAAAUUGAAAAAAGAUAUGAUUGACCCUGCUUUAAAUAAUUCUAAAAUAUGGAAAUUAACUAGCUUAGAGGCUGAUUGCAAGAAAAUAUUAGGUGAAAUUAACGAUCAACUACAUCACAUUAGUUCUAAUGUUUUCUAAUUUAUGAGAGCUGCUCCAAUAAUAUAUUAAGAUAAAAAAACUCCCUACGGACAUAUCAUACGCUUAAAUUAGUCAUUUAAAAGAAGAAUAACAGAUGUGCUAAGCAAGUUAGGAAAGGAACUUAAUCUCAAAUUCGAAAUAUAGACUAUAAAACAUUUUAAAGAAUGUCUAUAAAGAGGUUCUAAAUUUAUGUGCAUCACUUGCGAUGAUGUGGAAGAAGAUGGUAUUAUUGUUGAGGAAGAUUAGCUUCCUUUGAUGAGAAAGUAUAAAGAAAAUGAAAUGGAAGAAUACUAUAAAUAACAUUAUGAGGAAUUUGGUUAAAUAGAAAUUCUAAUGCUUUGCACUCCUAAUGGUUUAAAAUUAAAAGAGAUGUUUUUUAGAAUUAUUGAUAAAGUAAAUGAUUCAAUUAAAAAAAUGUAAAACAACCCUGAUAAAAAAUAGACAAAAUCUAAAUCCACAGACGAAUACAAAGAUCAAGUAGACAGAGAUUCUGAACUAAGAAGAAGACCAACUAUUAUUGCUUUUUAAUUCAAAUCUAUCAAAAAGUAUACAAGGCCUCAUUUUGGAAGAAGACCCACGAUAAUGAACCCAAGCUAUCAAGAAAAAGAAAAUGGAGAUCAAAGUAAUACUAGUAAGAAAAAUAAGAAAUAAGGAUUAAGCAAAAACACUAAGGAAUAGGAAUUCAGCAACGAAAUAGAAGAGGAUGAAUAUGAAGAUUUUUAUUUAUAUUAUUUAAGAGAGUUUGCCAUUCAAUAAUUCUAGUUUGAAUUUCUCACUUAAUUAUUAUCAGAUCGACCUGAUCCCAAUCCUUAAUCGCAUAUUAGGAGAGCGUUUAAUUAUGCCAAACAAAAAAUGGUAGAAGCUACUAUUACAGUAUGUUCUGAAGACAUAAGGGAUGAGUAGACUUUUGAAUAAAUUCUUGGAAAAGGCCCUGAUCUCUUUUUAUCAGAUGACUGGAUGGAUGCCAAAUACGAAUUCAGAAAGGGUUAAAUUAUUGAUAUAACAUCUGAACGUCCUCCUUAAAAUUUAAACAGAAAUUUCCUCAGAAUCUCUGGAAGAAAGCAAGAUAUUUAUAUAAUUUUGUAAAAAAUUCAAGAAAGCUGUGUAAAUAUAUACGGACAAGUUGGAAUAGGAAAAACAAUAGUGGCUUAACAAAUUGCUUACUUUACUUUUACUAGAAAUACUUUCUGCGAUGGCGUAUAUUACUUUAGUCUUAAAGACCUCCCAAACCAUAAUUACGAUUUACGAAAUUUGAUGUCGUCCUUACUUGGUUUGUAAUUCAGCUAAGAUGUGUGUGAGUAUUUCUAAAAUUAAAAAAAGAUGCUACUUAUUUUCGAUGAUUUUGACAUUAUUAUUAACAGUUUUAAUCCCUCUAACGAUUAUAAAAUUAAAUUUUUUGAGUAUUUAUUCUUCUAUAUUAACAAAUUUGAUAUUCACUACAUUCUUGUUACUCAAAAGUCUCUUCGCCCUACUUUAGAGUAAAAGAACUGUCCCCUUAGUUGUAUAAAAUCUAAUAUGCAUUAUCAUGAAAUAAAACUUUUUUCAAGAAAAGAAUCACUAAACUUUUUAGAUUCCUUACUAGACCUAGAACAAAUUAAUAUCAAAAAAGUUCUUGAGAAUAGAAAAUAAUUUGAAAAAAUCUAUAAAAAAGCGUAGGGAAAUCCUAAAAAAUUGAUAGAAUAAUAUUGCAAAAAGUUUGGUAAUCCUAAAAUUCCAAAAUAAUUUUAUUCAAGUAUUUAACAACCAAACAUGAUGUUAUAGACACAAUCUACUUUAAAUAUCAGUCCAUUUACUUAGCAGAUUAGCAAUAUUCCUGGAGCACACAAUACUGUUUAUUAAACGAGAAAAAAGCCUAUGAUUACAAAUUAAAAAUCAAGAGAAUUUAUUUCAAAUCAUCCUACUUAAAUUUAAGUACCACCUCUUAAUAUGAUGUAAGUAAAUUAACAUAAUACAAACUUUAGUUCAAGUUUAAUAUCUACAUCACAUCCUAAUAGUGCAAGACAAAAUUAUAUAACCAACUAUUCUGGUGAAUAAAACUAGUAUUAUAACUAAUUCUAAAUGGAAUCAAGUCUUCCAAAUAGCUAAGUUUUUAACUAAGAGCAUUAGUUUUAUUCAACCAAAAAUUAACAGUAAUAGAAAAGCUAAACUUAACUCCACUCAAAUUAUUAUCAUUACAAUAAAUUAAAUUAAAAUACUUCUUAAUCAAUGAUAAUUGGGAAUAAUAUGGAAAGUUCUAACACAUCGAUUUUGUAUAAUUAAUAACCAUCUUAAAUAGUAAAUCAAUAUGCAGAAAAGAAGUAGAGCUCUUUAACCUCUCAUUAAGCUCAUUAAAACAAUAAAUAAAAUCUCCUUAAGAUCACUUCAAGCGGCCUUAUGAAAAAUCAUGAUUAUUCAAAACUUAAGAACUCUAGAAAUUUACUUUCAUAAUCGAGUUUGCAUGACUAUCAUAGCUAACACCAUACUCAAUUCUAACAUUCUAAUAGUGGAUAUGUAACAAAUUAGUAAUUCCCCCAUAAUCCUUAGAUCCACCAUUCUUCUUUUUCUGGUUCCAGCCACUAACAUCAUAUGUCGCAUCCAAACAUGUCUAAAAAUAUGAUUCAAGAAAUUAACUCAAGCAGUAGCACUGGAAAUACACCAUAAAUGGUUCCUACUAACAUUUAAAAUAUUGCUUUAUUUUAGUAAUUUGGUAACAGUAGCUAACACAAAAAAUCUUUUGCUCAUUCUUCUGCUCACUAAGCUUAAUUGAAUAGCAAGAAUGAACAACAAAAGUCAAGCUCUAAGGAUGCCAGGAUACACUCACUAAGUAGAAGAAAUAAGGUAGAAAACAGUUAAAUAAUUGUAUAAAGUGAUCCUGAAGUUAAUAAAACUAGCUAUUCUAAUGAGGCUAUUAAUUUUUAGGUCCCGAAAGAUCAAGCUAAUAGCGAUACCUCAUAUUACCAUAAAAAUUCAGAUUAUAAUUAAUUUGGAUAGGAAGAUAUUUUUUAGAACUAAGAUUACCAACUUGAACUAGGAUAAGAUGAAUAUGAAGAAAGAAUGCAUAAAAGAGAGCCUAGUGGCAAUCAUAUUAGUGCCAGAAAUCAGUAUUAAAGUUAAUAAAGUAAUGGAUCAUUUGUUAAUCUUACUUAAGAUAAUUUGUAAAACAGUUAAUCAAAUCUAAAUAAUAGCAUAAUGCUAGGGUCUAACAAUAAUGGUACUUCAAAUAGAAAAUUGAAAAAGUCCUAAAAGAAGAGUGUUAAAUAUUAAGAUAAGCAUAUUCAAGAAGAAAUUCAACAAUGCUUAAGCUUAGAUGAUGAAGAUUAUGACGAUGAGGAAUUCUCAAAUAACUAAUAUACUGAUAAAACCUAAGAAAGAGAUUUAGAAAAAUUAGAAGGUUCUGAUUUUCUAAAAGAACUUUUUGGAUAAAGUAAAACUGAAAUUUAAGGUGAAAGUUUAUCUAAUAGUUAAUCUUAAUCAGUGAGGUAAACAAAAAAUAGUAGCAGUGCUCAGAAUUUGAAGACGUCGUUAUACUCAAAUGAAUAAAAUUAUUCAAGUAAUGGAAUUCCAUUUGAAUAUUAAGUAAACAAUAUUGAAGAGGAAGAUGAAACAAAGUCAGAUGAUGAAUUUAUAAAUUAAUUAGAAAUGUAAAAAGAAUAAGAGAUAAAUUAGACAAAAUAGAAGAAAAAAGAUGAAGAAAUAAUUACAGAAGAAACAAAAGAAUAUAUUCAAUCUUCUCUUGCUAUAUAAUCAGAAGUCCCUCAAAUCUAGAAAGAUAUGUCCUUUGAGUUAUCAAAAGGAGGGAAUUUUGCAAACCUAUAGGAUAUGGUUUCUUCUACAAAUACUGAGAAAUGCAGAUUAGAUGAUUCUCUUAGCUAAGAAUUAAAGUCAGGUAGAUCUUCGAGCAAAUAAAAAUCUAAAAAAUCCACUUAAAUUCAUCAUGAAUUUGUAGAAGAGGAGUAUUUACCUUAAAAAGUCUAAGAUGAAGAGAAAGAAUAACAUUCAAAUCAUGGAACUCACAGAAAUCAUCAUCAUCAUAAUCAUAAUCAUCACAAUUAGCAUGGUCAUCACUAAUCUCAUGUCAAUAAAAAUUAAAAAUUCUAAGUAGAUGAAAGCGAAAAAUUAUCCAGCGAAGAAGAUGGUUAUCAAGAAGAAGAUGAAGAAGGAGAGCUUAAUGAAGAUGAUGAUAUUGAUGAAAUGUAAUCAAAGUAUUAAUAUACUUAGAAUAUUUUCUUUGAUAAAAAUGAAUUAAGAGUUUAAGACGAUGAUAUAGAUGAUAAACCUUCGCUUAAAAGUCAACCGAAUAGAGAAAAUAAUUAACAUAGAACACCAGAUAAAAGUUUGAUAAUAUUGCCUUAUUAAUAAAUAAGCCAUUAAGGUAGUUUGAACUCUCCACCUAUAAUACCUAUUUCUCCAAGUCAAAAUAUUCUUCAUUAAUAUUCCCACCAUCUCCACCACCAUUAGUCCAUCCCUCAUCAUUUACCAACUACAUUUAUUUAGCAAAGCUAUACUUCUACUCCUUAAAAUCACCCUCAUGCUUAGUCUCCUAAUUCUUAUCCGUACUCAUAGCAUAAAAAACAAAAUAAACCUUCGUUAAAAGAAGCAUAUACUGAAAGACAAAAUCAUCAACAAGUUAAUAUUAGUAUGAUAAGUAAUAUUUCAAGCUAAAGAGGCACUUUUGAUUUUACUGAUUAGAUUUCUUCUGUAAAAUAAAAGUCUAAUUAAUCACUUCCCUCAUUUUUGUAAAUAUAGAAAAGUGAUUCGUAAAGUUCAAAGGCUACAAUUCAAAGUGCAGGCAGUUAAAAUGAUAGACAAAAUAUGAAAAUGAUUUCUUAAAUGCAACUUAAUAAUAACAAUUUUUCAGACUAAAUACAUAAAAAAUAAAACAACAAAAAGAAGGUAAAUUAAACAGGAAAGUAAGCAUAAAUAUUUAAUAAGAAAAAAAAGAACAAAUAUAACGAAUAUAAAAACAAUAACAAUCAAGCCAACAAAUCUAGUUCUAAUUAAGAAGAUGAUGAAGAUGAUUGA
Tetrahymena thermophila SB210 is the source of this 10398-nucleotide messenger RNA. RefSeq names its product AAA family ATPase. The record is from RefSeq and is a predicted model, not a curated record. The transcript is spliced from 11 exons. NCBI's taxonomy places the organism in Eukaryota, Ciliophora, Oligohymenophorea, Hymenostomatida, Tetrahymenidae.